ACAGGUACCCGGAAUUUCCCACAUGCCCGCCCAACUCCAGGUCACCCGCCGCAAAUGCAGGCUCGGGCCAUACCAAAAUUUGAGCUUUCCUGUUAGCCGAGAUCGAGUCCCUCAUUCCUCACCAAACCGCUCAACCGCCGUCUAUCUCGUCUUCACUCUCCCCUCCACGCACCAGCAUGGCGUCCAGGAGACUUGCGUUGAACCUCGCCCAGGGCGUGCGCAGCCGCGCUGCCAAUUCUGCCCUUCGCCCGCUGAGGAGAGGGUUCGCAUCGCCUGUCCCGUCUCCCGUCGGCCCCAAGACCCAGACCACCACCCUCAAGAACGGCCUGACGGUCGCGACUGAAUACUCGCCUUGGGCGCAGACUUCGACGGUGGGUGUAUGGAUCGACGCUGGCUCGAGGGCCGAGACCGACGAGACCAAUGGGACGGCGCAUUUCCUAGAGCACCUCGCCUUCAAGGGCACUCAAAAGCGAACGCAGCAGCAAUUAGAGCUCGAGAUCGAAAACAUGGGUGCCCACCUCAACGCCUAUACUUCGCGUGAAAACACCGUCUACUUCUCCAGAGCAUUCAAUUCCGACGUCCCCCACUGCGUCGACAUCCUCGCCGAUAUUCUCCAAAACUCCAGGCUCGAGCCCUACGCCAUCGAGAGGGAACGCGAUGUCAUCCUCCGCGAGUCUGAGGAGGUUGAGAAGCAGCUCGAUGAGGUAGUCUUCGACCACCUUCACGCCACCGCUUACGCCCACCAACCCUUGGGCCGUACCAUUCUAGGGCCAAAGGAGAACAUCCGCGACAUCACCCGAACCGAGCUGACCAACUACAUCAAGACCAACUACGCAACCGACCGUAUGGUUCUCGUCGGCGCCGGUGGCAUUCCUCACGAGAAGCUCGUCGAGCUGGCCGAGAAGAACUUCUCAAGCCUCCCCACGACGUCGCCUCACAACGAAGCCUAUAUCCUGUCUAAGAGGAAGCCCAACUUCAUCGGGUCAGAGGUUCGAAUCCGGGACGACGCGAUCCCCUCGGCCCAUAUCGCUCUCGCUGUAGAGGGUGUAAGCUGGAGCGACGAUGACUACUUCACCGCCCUGGUCACCCAGGCCGUCGUCGGCAACUAUGACAAGGCGCUGGGUAGCGCACCUCACCAGGGCAGUAAGCUAAGCACCUUUGUCCACCACAACGACCUAGCCAACAGCUUCAUGAGCUUCUCCACCAGCUACAGCGAUACGGGUUUGUGGGGCAUCUACCUAGUCAGCGAUCAGCUCACCCGUCUUGAUGACUUGAUUCACUUUACUCUCCGGGAAUGGUCCCGGUUGUCCACCAGCGUCACUGAGGCCGAAGUCGAGCGCGCCAAGGCGCAACUCAAGGCCUCGAUCCUCCUCUCCCUCGACAGCACGGCUGCCGUCGCCGAAGACAUCGGCCGGCAACUCGUCACGACGGGCCGCCGCAUGGACCCCGGCGAGAUCGAGCGGGUCAUCGACCGCAUCACGGAGAAGGAGGUGAUGGACUUUGCCAAGCGGAAACUGUGGGACCAAGACGUCGCCAUCUCGGCCGUCGGCAGCGUCGAGGGCAUGCUCGACUACCAGCGAAUCAGGAACGACAUGAGCCGAAAUUUCUAGAAAGGAGAGAGCCAACAUCAGCACAGCCUCCGCGACAGAUGGGAGUGGGGGGUGGGGGAUCGAGUGAGGAGCGGCACCGAAGCGAGGGAAAGGGAAGUGGAGGGGAAAAACCUGGUCAUAGAGUGUAUCACACAUACCACACACUUCUUUGUAUCAUAGACGAUUCCCUAAUCCGCUAGAUUCCCUCUAUUGACCGAGGAGGGUGCAUCCCGGAACAUGCUAGUUACGUCCCAAUUAUUACUUUUUUUUUUUUUGCUCUUCCGCGGUUUAUGUUUCCCUGUGCUCAGCGGGACGAUAGUGAAUAGCUGUUCACUCCGUGAC
Molecule: messenger RNA, 1931 nt
Organism: Durotheca rogersii
Lineage: Eukaryota; Fungi; Ascomycota; Sordariomycetes; Xylariales; Xylariaceae
Product: mitochondrial-processing peptidase subunit beta
Exons: 5
Coding region: 177-1610 (477 amino acids)
Cellular component (GO): mitochondrion
Molecular function (GO): metalloendopeptidase activity; metal ion binding
Source: RefSeq, a predicted model, not a curated record